UUCUUGUCUCAAUUGUUUCUUCAGCGUAACCCAAGGGUUUUGGGGAGACCUUUUUGCUCCAUGGAGUCACACUGAGUUACCGAGUUAAGGUUCCCAACUCACCGAGUCACUCUCAACAUUAUCAAUUUAUCACCACAAUUUCUCUCUUUCUUUCUCCCAAUAAAUUAAGAAAACAAAAAAAGAAAAAGGAAAAGAAAAACUCUGCUGUGUUAGUGAAAAAAAAAAAAAAGAAACCUUGUUCCUCCAUUGCCUUUGAUUCAGCUCUUCCUUUUGGUUUAUUGUUUAUCAUCUUGUUUUCACAAUAAACAAAGAAGAUGAUGAAAAUUUUUGUAUUAGAAAAUUCUGAUAGUUAGCUUUCUGCUAUCUUUAAACUCUGAAGAUACACUUUUUUUUUUUAAAUUGGUUUAGCAAAUUCUUCAAAAAGUUGAAGGCUUUGUUUUUUCCCCCGUUAUGUCUCGGUUUUGUUAAAUGGACCAUCAAGUAUAAUUGAUUAACUUGCUGAACUGGUUUUGAUAUUUGAGGGAGAAAAAGAAGGACCUUGCAAAAUUUUUUACAGAAGCUGUUCUCCAAAGUUAUUGGUUUAUUCAUAUGAAUGAGCUUGUUCUCAGCUGGGUUAGAUUCAUUCAUGCCCCCAUUUUUGUUCUUGUUAUAUUGAUCAUUUCCUAAUAUAUAGUAGUAACUGCUGCAACUGAAAAGGAACCAUUUUUUGUUGACCUCAAAGUUUGCGGCUUUUUCCUUCAUUCUUUCACAUAUUGGCUUGAAAAGAGAGCUUAGCUUCAGAUUUGAAUUGCUGCUAUUUGGAGUUUGAAAAAUCAUGGCUUUGUCGUUGACCCGUUUCUCAUGGCCCUUGUGGAGUGGGAAGGAGAAGGAGCCAGUUUGUAAUAAUAGCACCACUGUGAAUUCACCAAUAUCUUCUUCUGAGAUGGUGAAGUUCCCUUUGGUGAGGGAGACAAAGAUGGCCCCACCAACAGCUCAGAGGGGGGUUAGAAGGAAAUGGCAAAGAAGGGAAGAGAGGAGGAGGAGGGUUGAUAGGGAUGAGUACGAGGAUAUUGUGUUGGUUCCAUCUGAUGGUUCUGACUCUGAUUAUGAUUAUGAUUCUGAUUGGUCCAUUGGGUGGUUGGAGCCACUUGGUUCUGAUUUUCAGAGUAGUGAUGUUGAUGAUGAUGACGAUGAUAGUUUUGCAGUCCUGGUUCCUUGCUAUAGACAUGGCUGCAAGGAGGUGGAAGAAGCUUCAAACAACGUGCUCUUGAGUGCCAUCCAGAACCUCCCUUAUGAGUUUUCUUCAACUGGGAAGAAUUACAUGGAACAAUGGCUGGCUUGUCUUCAGAAUUUUGAAGCGUAGGAAGAAACCAACCUCAUCUUCUAUGAUUCUCAACCCUAUUGGUAGCUAGAAAGAUAAUGAAGAUUACAAUAAAAAAGUGCUAGAGACGCUUGAAUGCCUAUUGCCUAGUCCCUUCAUUGUAGAUACCGUUUUCUAUUGUCUUAUUUAUAUGUACAGAUGAAUAUAAAAAGGUAGCAAAAAUAUGAUUAAAAAAAAUUUAUAUUAUUAAUUCAAUAUUAUUGUAUUGGUAAACUUUUUUUUCUUUA
Molecule: messenger RNA, 1587 nt
Organism: Arachis duranensis
Lineage: Eukaryota; Viridiplantae; Streptophyta; Magnoliopsida; Fabales; Fabaceae
Exons: 2
Coding region: 815-1342 (175 amino acids)
Source: RefSeq, a predicted model, not a curated record